Molecule: messenger RNA, 2375 nt
Organism: Erigeron canadensis
Lineage: Eukaryota; Viridiplantae; Streptophyta; Magnoliopsida; Asterales; Asteraceae
Product: very-long-chain aldehyde decarbonylase CER3-like
Exons: 11
Coding region: 271-2175 (634 amino acids)
Biological process (GO): lipid biosynthetic process
Molecular function (GO): iron ion binding; oxidoreductase activity
Source: RefSeq, a predicted model, not a curated record
AAAAACUCCGAAGUACCAAAUUUUCUCACACUCUCCUCAGAGUCAAUUUUGCGGUCCUCCUUAAUUGCUUGUGUAGGAAACCCCCUUUGGUUUUCUUGUUUAGUUUAUAGCAUAAUCAUACACCCUUUUAGGUACUAUACAAAAUAGCUUCAUAUUGUAGCCAAUAUGUUUUAGAGUAAAGAAGAUAUAACACGGAUUCGAUCUGAUUUUAUACGAGCCGGCCACCUUACUUCUUCUAACUUGCCCGAAGUUAAUAUUGUUUUCUGGCUAAUGAAAAUGAGCAAGAAUGCUCCUUUAUCUAGAUGGCCUUGGGAAAAUCUUGGUGGUUUCAAGUAUCUAUUAUUUGGGCCAUUGGUAGGACAAAUCAUACAUUCAAGACUUCAAGGUGAUCAUGAUCAUCGUUUAGCAACCAAUUGGUGUUUCCACAUUCUAUUGAUAAGCUUGCUUAGAUUUCAUCUAUACAUGUGGUGUACAAACCUUUGUAACAUGCUUUUCCUUAGCCGAAAUCAUCGAAUUAUUCAAAAAAGCAUUGAUUUUGAACAAAUCGACAAAGAACGUAACUGGGAUAAUUUUGUAAUUUUCCAAGCUUUAAUAGCUUCAUUGGCGAUUUACUUGUUCCCUCGUGAAUUUGCAAAUCUAUCAGUGUGGGAUGCCAAAGGGAUUGUUGCCAUUGUAUUGGUCCAUGUGCUUGUAUCAGAGCCACUUUACUAUUGGGUGCAUAGAUUCUUGCAUGAAGAUGACCUUUUUACCCCUUACCAUGCAUUGCACCAUUCAUCAAGUGUGCCACAACCAGUCACAGUUGGAAGCACCUCAUUUUUAGAAGAGUUAUUAGUUACAACAGUGAUCGGAUUACCAAUUCUUGGUUGUUGUUUGUCCGGAUACGGAUCUAAAACCUUGAUAUACGCAUAUAUUUUCGUCUUUGAUAUCUUACGAUGUUUGAGCCAUUCGAAUGUCGAGGUGGUGCCUCAUUGGAUUUUCGAGGACUUCCCCUUCUCCAGAUAUCUUAUCCACACCCCGACAUACUAUAGCCUACACCAUACUGACAUGAAGACCAACUAUUGCCUGUUUAUGCCCCUCUAUGAUGCAAUAUGGAACACAAUGAACACAAACUCUUGGGAUCUACACAAAAAAGUUAAUAUAGAUGCAGGCAAGUCAGCAAGGGUGCCGGAUUUUGUGUUCCUGGCUCAUGUGGUAGAUAUAUCUUCUGCACUUCACGUUCCUUUCGUCUUUAGAUCAUUUUCAUCGAACCCCUAUAGUGUCCGGCUUUUUUUACUUCCAUUUUUGCCAUUUACAUUCGUCGUGAUGCUAGUGAUGUGGGCUCGGGCCAAAACGUUCCUCGUGUCAUUUUACAACCUUAGGGGGAGAUUGCACCAAACUUGGGUAGUUCCACGAUUCGGGUUCCAGUAUUUCUUGCCAUUCGCUAGUGAAGGAAUUAACAAGCAAAUUGAGGAGGCCAUUCUAAGAGCUGACAAAUUGGGUGUAAAGGUCAUUAGUCUAGCUGCCUUAAAUAAGAAUGAAGCACUUAACGGAGGUGGAACGUUGUUUGUGAAAAAGCACCCAAAUUUGAAAGUGCGAGUAGUCCAUGGGAAUACAUUGACUGCCGCUGUUAUUCUUAACGAGAUUCACGAAGACGUGAAAGAGGUGUUCCUCACCGGUGCCACUUCAAAGCUCGGACGAGCCAUUGCACUUUACCUUUGUAGACGAGGCGUUCGAGUUCUUAUGCUGACUGAGUCAACAGAAAGAUUUAAUAACAUUCAAGAAGAAGCACCAGCAGAUUGUCAGAAAAAUUUGGUCCAAGUCACCAAAUAUCAAGCAGCAAAAAAUUGCAAGGCGUGGGUGGUGGGGAAAUGGAUUACCCCUGGACAGCAAAGAUGGGCACCAUCAGGAACACAUUUUCAUCAAUUUGUGGUACCACCCAUCUUGCCUUUUAGAAGGGACUGCACUUAUGGCGACCUUGCUGCCAUGAAACUACCCGAUGACGUUGAAGGCCUUGGAUCUUGCGAGUAUACAAUGGGAAGAGGAAUAGUGCAUGCUUGUCAUGCUGGAGGUGUGGUACAUAGCUUGGAAAGAUGGACUCACCAUGAAGUUGGAGCUCUUGAUGUUGAUCGAAUCGACGUUGUUUGGAAAGCAGCUAUGAAACAUGGUCUUAAGCCUGUUUCUAGUCUUCCUAAAUGAUCUACUUUGUUCAAAUUCAUAAUUUAUUUCUCAUCAUAUUCUUGUUCCAUGCUUCAUUUGGGCAACUUUAAUUAGGCUGGAUUCAAAAUGUAUGAACCCAAUCAUGUACCAAUUAAAAAGCUACUUUAAACAUUUAUGGAUCUACACACUUGUAAUAUGUUUUGAACUUGAGAAAUCCAAACCAACAUAUAAAAAGGCUA